UUUAGAAUGGAUUUCGAUAAAUGUGUUGAGGUCGUCAAAAAUUUAAAAAAAAAGCCUAAUGAUGAUGAACUCUUGGAACUUUACGCAUUGUACAAACAAGCGCUUUUUGGUGAUAACACAACAGUUAAGCCAGGUUUAAUUGAUUUUAAAGGCUGCGCUAAAUGGAAUGCUUGGACCAAGAAAAAAGGUUGUUGCAAAUUUUAA
Molecule: messenger RNA, 204 nt
Organism: Dracunculus medinensis (Guinea worm)
Lineage: Eukaryota; Metazoa; Nematoda; Chromadorea; Rhabditida; Dracunculidae
Source: the annotation of a GenBank genome assembly